Molecule: messenger RNA, 3409 nt
Organism: Ziziphus jujuba (common jujube)
Lineage: Eukaryota; Viridiplantae; Streptophyta; Magnoliopsida; Rosales; Rhamnaceae
Product: SWI/SNF complex subunit SWI3D
Exons: 7
Coding region: 151-3213 (1020 amino acids)
Molecular function (GO): zinc ion binding; protein binding
Source: RefSeq, a predicted model, not a curated record
CAUGCUUUAAAAUUGAGUGGGGGGAGGAAAUGCAGCUCUGGCAAUAGUAAACUAGAGGGGUAGUCGAUAUCUUCAGAUUUUGGAGACGAACACACAGAAUCACACUCUCGGCUUCAUUACCAAAGCUGCUCGAAACAGAAAAGCCCGUCGAUGGAGGAAAAACGCCGAGAUGCCGGAACCCUAACUGCGGCGGGUGUCGAUUCGCCGGCAUCCGAGCCGGCCUCGUCACGGCGUAGAGGCGGGUCCCAAAAGCGAAAAGCCGGCGGUGCCGGCUCGUCGGGUUCUUCAUCCACACCUUCGAAACGCGUUACUAGAGACAAAUCUUCGCUCGCUCAUCUUCCGAUCCACAACGGGCCGUUAACAAGGGCUCGCCAAGGGCCCAGCAGCCUCGCUUCGGCUUUGGCCGCUGGUGGAGCUACGUUGUCAGCGGGUGCCACUAAGCCGGCGGAGAAGUCUAGGCUGUCUGUAGCCACGGCAGGAGAUGCAAUGGUGGCAUUGGCUGAGGAGGUGAACAAGGAGAGAGAGUUGCAGGCGUUGGAGGCUCAGUUUGAAGCGGAGUUUGAGGCCAUUAGAUCUCGUGGUGCCAGCGCCCAUGUGGCUCCUAGCCAUUGUGGUUGGUUUUCAUGGACUAAAAUCCACUUCAUUGAGGAGAGCACAUUGCCAUCUUUCUUUAAUGGGAAAUCUGAGUCGCGAACCGCUGAUAUGUACCUGGAGAUUCGUAAUUGGAUUAUGAAGAAAUUUCAUGCAAAUCCAAGCACACAGAUUGAACUGAAAGACUUGUCAGAGCUUGAAAUUGGAGAUUCAGAUGCAAAACAAGAGGUAAUGGAGUUUUUGGAUCACUGGGGCUUGAUUAAUUUCCAUCCAUUUCCGCCAACAAGUUCUGAGGCGGAGAUGGUGGCUGCUGAUGAUGGUGAUGGUGCGGCAGAAAAGAAUUCUUUGGUUGAUAAGUUGUAUCACUUUGAAACACUACAAUCAUCUAUGACUGUCAUUCCCAAGACUAACAUAACGACUCCUGCUGUGCCGUCUGGAUUGUUUCCAGAAUCUGCUGUUGCUGAGGAGUUGGUGAGACAUGAGGGACCAUCUGUCGAGUACCACUGCAACUCUUGUUCAGCUGAUUGCUCUCGCAAGCGGUACCAUUGCCAGAAGCAGGCAGAUUUUGAUUUAUGUACCGAUUGCUUUAAUAAUGGAAAGUUUGACUCUGGCAUGUCAUCCUCGGAUUUUAUUCUCAUGGAGCCUGCUGAGGCUCCAGGGCUAAGUGGUGGGAAAUGGACAGAUCAGGAAACUCUGCUUCUCCUUGAAGCAUUGGAACUUUAUAAGGAAAACUGGAAUGAAAUUGCAGAACAUGUUGCUACGAAAACAAAAGCCCAAUGUAUAUUGCACUUUGUUCAAAUGCCAAUCGAAGACACCUUUCUUGACUGUGAUGAUGAUAUUGAUGCCAAUUCUAAAGAAAUUCAAGAUAUAGAUUCAACAGAGAAGGAUUUGUCGAUUCCCAAAGAUGCAUCUGAAGCUACAGAAAGUAAGACUGGGGUUAAUGAGAAUCACUCCCCAAGUUCCCCAAUGGAUACAUCAAAAGAAAAUAUGACAGAAGUAAAAGAUGGUCAGGACAGUUCAAAACAAGAAGCUACAAAUGAAGUGAAAGCUGGUCAGGAAACUUCAAAAGUGGAAGAUACAAGUGAAGUAAAAGUUGGUGAGGAAACAGGUGAAAAUUGUGCAUUGAAGGCUCUUAAGGAAGCAUUUGAAGCAGUGGGCUACUCUUCAACGCCUGAUGCCCCACUCUCGUUUGCAGAAGUGGGGAACUCUGUCAUGGCAUUGGCUAUUUUCUUGGCACGUUUGAUAGGACCUGAAGUUGCAACUGCUUCAGCUCAUAAUUCUUUAAAAUCCAUAUCAGGAAACUCUUCUGGUAUUGAGCUGGCUACUAGACACUGCUUUCUUUUGGAAGAUCCACCAAAAGGCGAUAAGGACAGUGUAGAUAGUGUUGUUGCUGAAGUGGAUAAUAGAGAGACUCAGAAAGAGGAAACCCAGGGAGAGGAAAGCCACAAAGAGGAUUUAUUAGAUGGUAGUCAUGACAAGAAAAAUGAAGAUUCUACUCCUGAAGCACAAACAAUAUCAAAUUCAGCAAUUGAUGGUUCAACAGAGAAUUUAGAUUCUGCAAAAGAACAGGAUGCUAAAGUUUCAAGUGAAGAAGUUGGACCUGGUAAUUUGAGCACAUCAAGCAAUUCUGAGAUACCGAAGGACCAACCAACAUCUCCGAUGAGGGAAUCAAAUGGUUUAAAAUCUGAGGCAGAGCUUCCAGCAAAUUCUGUGAAGGAGUCGGGAGAAGGAACUUCAGCAAGAGAGCAUUCUGAACCCACAGAAGCAUCAAAGGAUGAUUCUCAGCACUCAGAAAAGAAUGAUGCUCAGCAAAUUGCUGUCUCAAAUUCAGCAAGGGAGCCUUCCCAUUCAACGGAACCUUCAAAAGAUGUAGAUUUAGUGUCUGAUUCUCUUCCUUCAGAAAAUAAUGAUCCACAACAUCGAGUGACCUCCAAUGCAGAUAGAGAACCCAAUCAACCUUCAGAGACAGCAAAGGAUGUUGAUAUGGUCUCUAAUGCUGAGCACUCAGAAAAAAAUGAGCCUCCUCAAUCGGUUAAAUCUAAUGCAACAGUUGAAAAUGGAGAAAGUGAGGACCAAAAUAAAGACGCUAUAAAAGAGAAGCAAGACAGUACAGAGACAAAAGACAUCCUCAAAAUCGAUAAAAUAAAACGCGCUGCAGUUUCAGCUAUCUCAGCGGCAGCAGUGAAGGCAAAACUCCUAGCAAAUCAAGAAGAAGACCAAAUACGGCAACUUUCGACACUGUUGAUAGAAAAGCAGCUGCAAAAGUUGGAAAUGAAGUUGGCUUUUUUCAAUGAUAUGGAAAAUGUUGUAAUGAGGGUAAGGGAGCAACUGGACAGAUCAAGGCAGCGGCUUUACCAUGAGCGAGCACAGAUCAUAGCAGCCAGACUCGGCAUACCUUCUUCCUCAUCAAGAGCAAUGCCACCAUCUUUGCCUACUAAUAGAAUUCCCAUGAACAUGGCAAAUGCAGUUCCAAGACCGCCAUUGGGCACGAUUUCCCAAAGGCCACCAAUGUCAAGACCCAUUGGACCAGCAGUUCCUAAUCCUUCGGUACCACUUCCCUCCACAACAGUGUCAGCUAGUUCAAUUCGACCUCCUAGCCAGGACACACUUUCUUCUGUUUGAACCUAGUGAAAGCUUUUCAGAGUACAUCUCAGAAUACAUCCAUUAUCUCACUACGUUUACCAACAAGAUACGCACCCAAUGAGUUUCUGUCUGCACCGGCCCAACUUUAUUUGUGGCCUUAGGCGAGAAGCGAUGGGGUCUUUUAGUUGAAUAUUUUUCAUAUAAAUAAUAUUAUAAUUAAUUAUUGUUUACAACA